ACUCUUCGUUAGGGCUGCCUCCAGUAAGUCUAAUGACACCUAACCAGACCCGAUCCGUAUAGUCCAUGACGCAUGCCAGGUCCUGAUAACUAUCCAUUGAAGAUAUUACAUGGAUAUCCCAGAUGUACCCGUGGGGAGGGUUACAUUCCCGAGUUCGGGUCAUUAAUGGAUCACAGCGAAAAUCUCCUUUAUAUAGUAGAAGAUAUAUAGUUAACGCCCCGUCUCAAUUCAUUGACUCUUGCCAGAGGUCAGGAGAGAGACCCUUCACAAUUCCACACCCUCACAUAUACUUAAUAGUUACCAAUCGACUCAACAUGUCAGCCCAAUCUCAGAUCUGUAUCACUAUUACCGGAAUCCGAAAGCCCGGCAUGAGCGAGCAAGAGUUCCACGACUAUAUCGUCCAGCAUCAUUCCCCGCUGGCAAUCCCAUUUCUAGCCAAGUACGGCAUCCAGGAGUAUAAUCUGGUGGACAACUUCGCCGCGUGUCGCCCGUACGCGGAGGCUCUGCAGAUGUCCAAGAAAAUCGCCGACUACGAUUACGUCGUGCAGUUUGUCAUGAACGACAUCGAGGACUUCAAGCAUCUCUGGGAAGACCCGGAGUUCCGUCGUGCGGUGAAGCCGGAUCAGCGGAAUUUCGCUGAUGAGACUCGAUCAGGGGUGACAAUCGGGUACCGGACGAAGUUCAUGGAUCCUCUACGAGAUGCGGCGGGUCGGGUUUGAAGAAUUAGUUAUGUAGUUCAUCUAACAUAACUAAAGAGUUCCUCUAGAUAUUUAGAUAAAUUUAUAUUUUAUAGAUUAGCU
Messenger RNA from Aspergillus ochraceoroseus IBT 24754, 800 nucleotides. Its product is annotated as EthD domain-containing protein. NCBI's taxonomy places the organism in Eukaryota, Fungi, Ascomycota, Eurotiomycetes, Eurotiales, Aspergillaceae. Gene Ontology annotation, molecular function: oxidoreductase activity. The transcript is spliced from 3 exons. The record is from RefSeq and is a predicted model, not a curated record. The coding region runs from base 315 to 719 and encodes 134 amino acids.